AUGAAUUUUCAAUUAAUGAAUGUUCAAAAUGAACACAGGGAACCUGUUUAUGAUGAAGAUUAUAGAUUUCCAUAUAGAUUACCUCAAAGAGUUGUUAGAAAUCAGUAUAAUAGAAUGCCAUGGUCAAUGGAUUUACAUAGUACCUAUAGAUGGAUUACAAGUAUGGUUGUGUUACAAGAGAAUGAUGAUAAUGAACGUUGUAGUUGUGGACAUGCUAAAAGUUGUGGUUAUGGUCAUAAUCGGAAUGGUCAUAAUCAAAAUGGUCAUCAGAAUGGUUCGACCCAUGCAUCUCACCAUGAGAUUGGUACAUGUUGGACAUUACCAAAGAAACUUGGUGGUAUUGAUCAUCAUGCAGCAGGACCAAGAAUAUCAUUCAGAGGUGAAAAAGUGUUGGUUGCAACACUUGUCUAUCUCUACUUUCAUCCAGGUGAACCUAUCCUUGCCAAACAUAGUGUACAACAUAUCUGUGGUUCCAAAGAUUGUAUUAGACCAGGUCACUUAAUUGAAAAAUUGACAAAGAAACAAAAGAUUAAACUCAAACACCAACAAGAUGAUGAAAAAGAUGAAGAUGAUGAAGAAGAUGAAUCACAAUCUGAAUAA
Cavenderia fasciculata is the source of this 600-nucleotide messenger RNA. RefSeq lists its product as uncharacterized. Bases 1 to 600 code for a protein of 199 amino acids. The record is from RefSeq and is a predicted model, not a curated record. The transcript has a single exon. NCBI's taxonomy places the organism in Eukaryota, Evosea, Eumycetozoa, Acytosteliales, Cavenderiaceae.